Aethina tumida (small hive beetle) is the source of this 5666-nucleotide messenger RNA. RefSeq names its product importin subunit beta-1 (gene Fs(2)Ket). Gene Ontology annotation, cellular component: nucleus; cytoplasm. Gene Ontology annotation, molecular function: small GTPase binding; nuclear import signal receptor activity. NCBI's taxonomy places the organism in Eukaryota, Metazoa, Arthropoda, Insecta, Coleoptera, Nitidulidae. The transcript is spliced from 7 exons. The record is from RefSeq and is a predicted model, not a curated record. Gene Ontology annotation, biological process: protein import into nucleus. Bases 294 to 3023 code for a protein of 909 amino acids.
UGUUUCCCGUAGCUGACAACAAUAAAUUAUAGUUGUAUGACAAUUUUGGUAUUUCACAUAACUAUCAUUGAAAAAAUUGUUGUGUUUUCGACGUAACUUAUGUGCAUUUACUGCCUAGUGUCGAAUAUCCGUGGUUAACGAUUAUUGUGGUGGAUUCGGAGCGUAGGAGACAGCCAUCGUGCCAGUUCUGCCAGUUGAAUCAUCAUACAUGUGGUGUUAGCCGGCUGAUUUUAAGAAAUACUAAUACAACAGGCAAUUUUAGUUUAGUAGUGAGCAAAAAUAAAUAGCACACAAUGCAUCAAGAAACAUUACACCUCAUUCAAAUCCUAGAAAAGACGGUAUCACCAGACAAAAAUGAACUGGAACAAGCGUCGCAAUUCCUUGAACAAGCGGCAGCUACAAACUUAUUGGGCUUCAUCAAAACACUCUCGGACAUUCUGAGGCAUGGGGGCAACAGUCCUGUGGCCCGAAUGGCUGCUGGUCUGCAGCUCAAAAACCAGCUUACAUCGAAGGAUGCUGACAACAAAGCAGCCUACCAACAGAGGUGGCUUGGUUUUCCUGAUGACAUUCGAACCUACAUCAAGAGAAAUGUGGUGGGAGCCUUGGGAACGGAAACGAAUCGACCUUCCUCCGCCGCACAGUGCGUGGCAUACAUAGCGGUGGCGGAGCUGCCACAAAAACAAUGGCCGGACCUCAUCCAAACAUUGGUGAACAACGUGUGCCAGGCGAACUCGACGGAAAUGCAAAAAGAGGCCACCUUGGAAGCUAUCGGUUAUAUUUGCCAAGAAAUCGACUCAGAAGUGUUGGUUACCCAGUCCAACGAUAUUCUGACCGCAAUCAUACACGGCAUGCGGGUGACGGAGCAGAGCAACCACGUCCGAUUGGCCGCCACCCAGGCACUCCUCAACUCCUUGGAGUUCACGAAAGCUAACUUCGACCAACCGACCGAAAGGAACUUCAUCAUGGAAGUCGUGUGCGAAGCUACUCAGUCGCCCGAAUCUCAGAUCAAGGUUGCCGCCCUGCAAUGUCUUGUCAAGAUUAUGUCCCUGUACUACCAGUAUAUGGAACCCUACAUGGCACAGGCACUAUUCCCAAUUACUCUGGAAGCCAUGAAGUCCGAGAACGACGCAGUCGCCUUGCAAGGCAUCGAGUUCUGGUCGAACGUAAGCGAUGAAGAAGUCGAUCUGGCAAUAGAAGACACGGAAGCGACCGAAGCCGGGCGACCGCCCUCGAGAGUCUCCAGACAUUACGCCAAGGGGGCGUUGCAGUUCAUCGUCCCCAUCCUGUUGCAAAAGCUCACGAAACAAGAAGAAUUGGACGACGAGGAUGACUGGAACCCCAGCAAAGCUGCGGGCGUAUGCCUGAUGCUUUUGGCCACCUGCUGCGAAGACGAAAUCGUGCCGUACGUCCUGCCGUUCAUCAAGGAGAACAUCAAGUCCGAUAACUGGAGGUUCAGGGAUGCGUCCCUCAUGGCCUUCGGCUCAAUUUUGGGCGGGUUGGACAAUACCACCUUAAAACCACUUGUGGAACAGGCGAUGACCACACUCAUUGAGCUCAUGUACGACUCGAGCGUGAUUGUCAGGGACACAGCGGCCUGGACGUUCGGCAGGAUAUGCGAAAUCAUUCCAGAGGCCGCCAUCAACGAGACCUAUCUCAAACCAUUAUUGGAAAGCUUGGUCACCGGGCUUAAGGCUGAGCCGAGGGUGGCUGCGAACGUUUGUUGGGCUUUCUCUGGACUGGCCGAGGCCGCCUACGACCACGCCGACGCCAACGAGGAGACCGGCACUCCAGAUACUUACAUAUUAUCCCAAUAUUUCGAUUUUAUCGUGCAACGACUGCUGGAGACCACCGACCGUCCGGACGGAGCCCACGCCAACCUGCGGCCGGCCGCCUACGAGGCGCUCAUGGAGAUGGUGAAGAAUUCACCCAAAGAUUGCUACCUGACGGUCCAGAAGACCACCAUGGUUAUAUUGGAGAGAUUGCAGCAGGUUCUGCUAAUGGACACACAUAUCAGCAGCCACUACGAUCGGUCCCAGUUCAACGAUUUGCAAUCGCUGUUGUGCGGCACACUGCAGUCCGUACUAAGAAAAGUCACACCUGAGGACGCCCCCAGGAUAUCUGAUGCCAUUAUGACCGCCAUGUUGACCAUGUUCAGCUCCAACUCUUGCAAAAGUGGAGGUGUCCAAGAAGACGCUCUGAUGGCAGUGUCCACCCUCGUGGAGGUCCUCGGCGAGAACUUCCUCAAAUACAUGGAGGCGUUCAAGCCGUUCCUGUUCAUCGGCCUGAAGAACCACCAGGAGUACCAGGUGUGCUGCACGGCCGUCGGCCUCACCGGCGACAUCUUCCGUUCCCUCAAGCACAAAGCGCUGCCCUACUGCGACGAAAUCAUGCAAGUGUUGCUGGAAAACCUCGGCGACCAGACGGUCCAUCGCAGCGUCAAGCCGCAAAUUUUGUCCGUGUUCGGUGACAUCGGACUCAGCAUCGGCGCCGACUUCAAGAAGUACUUGCAGGUCGUGCUGACGACUUUACAUCAGGCUUCGCAGGCUGAAGUCGACCGUAAUGAUUACGACAUGGUCGACUAUCUGAAUGACUUGAGGGAAGGCGUUCUGGAUGCCUACACUGGAAUAAUUCAGGGUUUGAAAGGUGACGGCCCGACCCCAAAUCCGGACGUGCACCUGCUGGAACCGCAGAUACCGUACAUCGUGCAGUUCAUAAUGGUGGUGGCUCAGGACGUGGAACACUCGGACGGCACCGUGGCCGUGGCGUCGGGCAUCAUAGGCGAUUUGUGCACCGCUUUCGGCGCCCCAAUGGUACCGGUCCUGGACGUCGAGCCAAUCAACGAGAUGUUGGCGCAGGGCAGGAGGAGUCGCACCAGUCGGACCAAGACCGUGGCCACUUGGGCUACCAAAGAACUAAGGAAACUGAAAUCGUCGACCACGGCCGCGGCUGCCAGCUGGGGCGCCCUAGAUUUCUCUGUCGGUCUCAACGGAAAUGCUCAUUUAAGCGAAAGUGUGGUCCACUAGUAAUCGAAAAUGGACAUAAAAGAAUGCUUACUUUAGAUUUACUUCACCUGCUUGCGGCAUAUCAGAUGCAAAAUACAUAGGAAAGUUGUGGUCAACGGCAUCAAUGUGGAAUCCAUAUACUUAAAAUAAUCAAAAUUCAUAGUCAUUUUAGUUAUUUAAUUGUCGCUAGCCACGUGGAUUCUCAACUAAACCCAUUCGUUUCCGGCGCCACACCGCCAAGUAAUUGUUUCUCUUUUCGUGCAUCUUAGGUAUUAUUUCAAAUGUAAUUUUCUCGCCUUACAACGUUUAUUCGUGAGUGUGGCGGCCACUAAAGUCCGGUAAAUUUUUUAAAAAAAAUAACUACUAUAGUUGACAUGGUAUCGUGUCCCCCAAAUACUUUUUCGGUUAAAUGGGGUGCCGAAUGUGUGAGUACAUGAACUCUGCAUACUGCUGUGAGUGUAAACCUUAGCUGUGUACGCUUGUUACAGUUUUUCUCUCGCCUUGAUUUAUAAUUUGUCGUAUAGCGAUUGCUCAAGACUGAAGAAAGAGUGAAGUGGAUUUCGUGGUGUCAUCUCACUUGACGCAUUUUUUUUUACUUGGUCUUCAUUUUAAUUAAUUAAUAAUGUACUUGUAAUAAAGCAUUUUCUCUUCACAUAUCGAUUUUAAUAAUAGGUAAUUAUUUUUGUAAGUAUUUUUUUAAAUACCGGCUCCAGUCAAACGUUAUUCCGUCGAUCGCGAGUAAUUUUGAUGGAGUGUAUUUAAUUCCUUUCAAUGAGACUAAAGCAUGUAUCUAAAUUGUUCAACGAUCUUAUUAAAGCAGGGAUAUCUAUACAUAUUAUCUGGUAUUUGGAGCAAAAUACACUUGGGCAGGUACCCAACUAAAUGAAGACCAUCUAGUUAAUGUCAAAAUUUAAUAUUUGUAUUAAUAUUACUCCGAAGGAUUUUCAUUUCGAUUGUGAUUCAGGUUUUCACCUAUUGUUUUAUGUGCUUCUCCGUCUUGUUUAUUGUUCUUAGGUAUUGAAUUCAAUUCAACAUAUUUUUGAACUACAUCAGGGUAUACACGAGCUUCUCCACUGAAACGUACUUAACAUGCUUUAGUUUCUAUACCUGUAAUGAAAGUUUCCAAUUCAGUGAAUUUUGUACUCAGGAAAAUUUCAAAUAAAACAAAAAAAUAAUUGUGAAUGGUAUUUUUAUGAGAGAUUUUUGUAAGGCCUGUCUGUGCCUUGCGUGGGAGGUUGUAUGAAUAGUUUGAACUGAGGGUGGGUUAACUUUACAAUUAAAACAAUCUGUGAUUUGGGAAGGUUUCGAUAAGUUGCCAAAAAUAAAAACAUUGUUCGAUUCCAUUAGAUUUUAUAAAUGAAAUACGAAACCUUCUCAAUGUAAUGUAAUUAUAAUUCUACAAUUGUAAUUAUCAAUUCCUGAAUGUGUGAUAUUUUAUCAUAAGCAAUGUUAAAAUAAUUAUGCAAUUCGUCAAAGUAAUGCAAACGCAAUUGAACAAUUUUAUUUAUAUCACAUUAAGUCGUGUUUCUUUGAAUCAAUUAAAAUUAUUUAGUUGCGUACUCAGUAUUACUUUGCUUAUUUUUUUUUAAUUGUUUCUUGGACUAGUCUCAUCUCUAAUUAUUGUUAGAGACUUGUUGCAAUUAUUUUGAACAUUUCUUAUGACGUAUUCAAAGGCUGUAUGAAUUUUUUUAGAAUGUAAGUUGUAUGAUUGUUAUUUUGUAUGUAAGUUGUAUGUAUAGUAUUGGAUUUUUUUACAACAAAUAGCUCUUAAGUGUUUCUAAGGGGCCUAAAUUAUUUUUAUUAUUCCUGGGACAUUCCCAUUUUUAUACAAAACAAAACGCAUGAAUCUAAAUUUUGAGAGUUAUUUUUACAGUAAUUAUUAUGCACAAAUUAACUAUAUUCUCACCCACAUUUUUAUUUUGAUCAUGAGACUUGUGAAAAGAUUAGUAUUUGUUUCAUUUAUUAAGAGUAACAGUGGUACUGAAAGAAAAACUAAUCUUGAUAUCUUAAACAUGUUAAAUUGUUAUAUUUUAUUUAUCCGCCGUUAAAUUUUAUGGGGCUUCAGUAACAUCAUGACCAUUCUGAAGAUAAAUGUAGCAAAUUCAGGUAGAAACAUAAAUGAAGAAAAUAAGUAAGAGUGAACUUUAACUAUGUUGGUUGAAUGUUAUUGUUUUGAUUGUGCCAUGUUAGGUUGACUGUUAUACCGUGCAUUCAUAAUAAAUUAUUCCCAAAGAUUAGUUCCCGUUUCACUCAAUUUAUUAUUCAAUUAAGAGGGAACUUUUCUUUACGGACAAUUUUGAGGUGAAACGCACCGUAUGUUGUACCCCAAUCACAACCGAUGUUCACCAAAGGACAAAAGUAUGUAAUGAAGACUGAAAUUAGCUCAAGUGCCGUAUGAAAGUGUUGAAAUAUGCGGCGUAUUCCAAGAUAAUUAAUUAAUUUGUUGAACAUCGGUUUCUUAUAAAACUUUUUAUUUGUAUUGUUACCAUGUCUAGGGUGCCUAUUGACCAAUUUAUCAAAAUUUUAUUGUAUUGCCUAUUAAUUAAUUUUCUUUUUGGUUCAUCUAUUGCACUUCUUUCAGUUUAAACACUGUAAAAUUCCCACCCAAUACAAUGGGGACAUUUUUGUAGUUCAUUUAAAAAUAAUAUUUCAUUUAAAAAAAUA